UGAAUUUCGUUUUUCGUAAACUUGCUCCAAUGCUGCAAGCCUUCAGUUUAUGUGUUCAAUCUUUGUCCCUAUGACCACGACUCUGAGUCCAAAGUAAACCAUUAAAGUGGAUAUAAAUGGAGGUUUUUUGAUUCCAUAUUCCCAUUUCUUGCAGAAUGUCGUGCUUCUCUUCACCUUUCAUUGCUUCUCCUGCCAUACUGCGUCCAUGGCAAUACAGGAAGGUUCAGAGCAUGAACCAGAGGCUUGGUCACAACUGGAUUCGUUCUAUUUCUCAAAGGAAGCUCUGUACGCGAGCUGCAAUGGUUGAAGAAAGAUAUGAUGUAAUUGUGGUAGGAGGGGGCCAUGCAGGAUGUGAAUCUGCUCUUGCAUCUGCUCGUCUUGGUGCCAAGACUCUCCUUCUCACACUUAAUCUUGAUCGUAUUGCAUGGCAGCCUUGCAAUCCAGCAGUUGGUGGACCAGCUAAAUCUCAACUGGUUCAUGAAGUGGAUGCACUUGGUGGUGAAAUUGGGAAAAUUGCUGAUAGGUGCUACUUGCAAAAACGAGUCCUUAACCUUUCAAAAGGUCCUGCAGUUAGGGCAUUACGUGCACAAACAGAUAAGAGGGAAUAUGCUAUGGAAAUGAAGAAAGUUGUGGAAAGCACCCAAAAUCUUUGGAUUAGAGAGGCAAUGGCAACAGAGGUUCUGGUUGGGAAGAAUGACAAUGUGGAAGGGGUGAAGACUUUCUUUGGCGUGAAUUUCUAUGCUCCUUCAGUGAUACUCACUACUGGGACUUUUAUGAGUGGAAGGAUAUGGGUUGGUAAAGCAUCUAUGUCAGCUGGGAGGGCUGGUGAGUCGGCUUGUCAGGGACUCACCGAAAAUUUGCAAGAAAUGGGGUUUGAAACAGAUAGGUUAAAGACUGGAACUCCUGCACGUGUUGAUUGCCGAACUGUUCACUUCUCUGGAUUGGAACCCCAACCUGGGGAUGAAGAGGUUAGCUGGUUCAGUUUUGAUCCUGAGGUCCACAUAGAAAGGGAACAGAUGUGCUGCUAUUUAACUCGGACUACAGCUAGAACACACCAGCUUAUAAAAGAAAACUUGCAUGAAACCCCGACAUAUGGGGGCUGGGUUGAAGCCAAGGGACCCAGAUAUUGCCCUUCUAUAGAAGAUAAGAUUGUAAGGUUCCAAGAUAAAGACUCACAUCAAAUAUUUCUUGAACCGGAAGGCCGUACCGUACCAGAGCUUUAUGUACAGGGUUUCUCUACAGGUCUGCCGGAGAGGCUUCAGUUAGCACUCCUGAGAACAUUACCUGGACUUGAAAACUGUUCAAUGCUGAGGCCUGCCUAUGCUGUGGAGUAUGACUUUUUACCUACACAUCAAUGUUCUAGAUCUCUUAUGACGAAAAAAUUAGAAGGAUUAUUCUUCUCCGGCCAGAUAAAUGGGACUACAGGUUAUGAAGAGGCUGCUGCUCAGGGUAUUAUUGCCGGAAUAAAUGCGGCAAGGCAUUCAGAUGGAAAAUCCCUUUUUGUUCUAGAAAGAGAAAGCAGUUAUAUAGGGACCUUGAUUGAUGAUCUUGUUACCAAAGAUCUUCGGGAGCCAUACCGAAUGUUGACUAGUCGCUCAGAGCAUCGUUUGCUCCUUCGUGCUGAUAAUGCAGACAGCCGUCUCACACCAUUGGCGCGGGAAAUUGGUUUGAUAGAUGAUCGAAGGUGGAAAGUGUAUCAAGAUAAGCAAGCCCACAUAGUAGAUGAGAAAAAGCGCAUGAGAACUGUGCGGAUUUCAGGGAGUGGAGAAAUGGCUGCUGAAAUUACUCAGUUGUCUGGUCAACCUGUGAAGGAGUCUACUUCUUUGGAGACUAUUUUGAAGAAACCCCAUAUACAAUAUGGGAUUCUUGAUAAGCACGGCUAUGGGAAUCCACUUCUAUCAAAGGAGGAGAAAGAAUGUGUGGAAAUCGAUAUAAAGUAUGAGGGUUUCAUUUUACGUCAGAAGAGCCAGCUCCAACAGAUUGUGCAUCAAGAGCAUAAGCCAAUUCCAGAGAACCUGGACUAUAAUGCCAUGAAGACUUUAUCUCUAGAAGCACGUGAAAAGCUUUCCAAGUGUCAAAAGUGGCCUUUGAAGAAGUCGCUGACACGGCAUUAUGGAAUCACAUAAAAAGCUGCUGACAUGCAUGUCAGACGCAUUUUUGCAGCAGCAUUCCGGGGAUGCCUCAAUCUAAGAAACAGGUGAUUCGGAGUUGCAAUGUGUAGUGGUAGAUCAAUAGAGAAAGUAAUGGCCAUAGAAAAUCAAUGGUGGUCAUAAGCAUCAUCACUUCUUAUCUAAUGAUGCAUGGUGAUGGAGAGGAGGGACCUCCCAGACAUGACCCUAGGGCUAGCUUCCACUCCCUAUCUAUGAUCUUCUGUGAUCCAAUGGUCUAUGAUUUUUCCUUGUAGGUGCUAGCUUCCACUCCGUAUCCAUCACUUAGGUGGUGAUGAUCCAAUGGUCUAUGAUUUCCUUGUAGUCCAUGGAUAUUUGUGGGGAAUGCUGAUGAACCAAUGGUCUAUGAUUUCCUUGUAGUCUAUGGAUAUUUGUGGGGAACUGCUUUCUUUGAGCCAGCCUUCACAAUAGAGGUCAGGAAGAACGGUGGUGGUCGAAUGGAUAGAGGGAAAAUAUCUCUGUACCCUCCAUUUUUUAUAUCCAUUUCGUAUGAGAUUUAAGGAUUCAGAAUAUGACUUGGAGCAUAGGGUUUUUAUUUUUUCUAUCUUCCAACCUUUUUGGACCUCUUUGACCAUGUACUUUUUACUCAAGAUAUA
Molecule: messenger RNA, 2764 nt
Organism: Amborella trichopoda
Lineage: Eukaryota; Viridiplantae; Streptophyta; Magnoliopsida; Amborellales; Amborellaceae
Product: glucose-inhibited division family A protein
Biological process (GO): tRNA methylation; tRNA wobble uridine modification
Molecular function (GO): flavin adenine dinucleotide binding
Source: RefSeq, a predicted model, not a curated record